AUGUCCAUCACUACCCGACCCUCUCUGCCUACAUCUACAUCUGACUUCGCCCUGCCCUCCUCGCCAUCGACGUCUCUCCCAACGACCUCCUCGGAUGACUUGAGCCCUUUCAUGUUGCGGCUGCGCCGCCCGAGCCUCCUUGGACCCCGCCCCGGAGGACUGUCCCUAUCUGCGGAAGCCCGCCUCCACAGCCCUCUCGUAACCUCCUUCACGCGCCGCCAUAGCUCAAACGGGACCGGAGAUGAUUCUGAGAGCGAUCGGGACAAGAUGUCAACAGACAGCGACUCCGGGAACGCCACGCCCCUCCUGCCUGGGCCGUCCAUAGACUCCGAAAGCGACACGAGCAUGAAGACGAACCGGCCACGGACUCCCCCGCGCCUCGCCUCCGCCUCGAGUUCGAGCUCGGGCAUCGACGAGCAGAUGUCCGGCAUGCGCCUGCCCCCGCGCAGAUUGUCGAAAGCCACGAAGAUGCCGCAUAUUCAGCGGCUGGUCGCGGAAUCGCACACACAGGAGAACGAGGUGCAGUCGGAGGCCCAGUUUCAGCGUAUGCUUGCGUCGUUCAGCAUGCAUCCGCGCACGCCGCGCGCGCCGUCUGACCGCGGCCGCUACCCUGAAGACGCUGCCGAGGAUGAAACACAAAGAGAGUCGACGCCGAGCGACGAUGAGGAGCUGGACGAGUCGGUACCAUUCGCAUACACCGACUCUGCUGCGGCCACGAAGCCCGUAACGCCUGCACAGAGCAUCUGUGGGGACGACCCCUCGAUGCUGGAGAGCCCUAUUGGGUUCGCAAUGGACGUAGACAUGCCGUCUUCGUCUGUUGGUUCUCCCAGCAUCUCCUCCUGGAGAUACACUCCCCCGCCCACAUCUACCAGCGCUGUGCGCAACAAGAGGAAACUCGACGACCGCUAUGAUCCCUAUCCAACCGCAGCCAAACGGCGAGCGGUCUCGCCCUCAGUAAAUCACCUCCGCAUGGCCAACGGUGCGCCUCGCCUCAGCAUGCCCAUACCCAUACCCAUCCCCAACGGCAUCCACUCCGGUGCCUCCUCGCCCGUGGUGCAGGGCUCCAGCUCGUACUUCAGCACCCGCCAGAGCUUUGGCUCUGCGAGCGCGAUGUCGAGCCCUACGUUGCGCGCCCAGAUCGGUCUGUCCAGCCCCGUGCUGCGGCCCAUGACCCGCGCCCGCCGCGAUGGCGAGCGCGAGGUCGACGGCGCCGAGGAAGGCGUGAACGGACUGAGCAUCGGAUGA
Trametes versicolor FP-101664 SS1 is the source of this 1245-nucleotide messenger RNA. RefSeq lists its product as uncharacterized. The transcript has 4 exons. NCBI's taxonomy places the organism in Eukaryota, Fungi, Basidiomycota, Agaricomycetes, Polyporales, Polyporaceae. The record is from RefSeq and is a predicted model, not a curated record. The coding region runs from base 1 to 1245 and encodes 414 amino acids.